Molecule: messenger RNA, 7512 nt
Organism: Ictidomys tridecemlineatus (thirteen-lined ground squirrel)
Lineage: Eukaryota; Metazoa; Chordata; Mammalia; Rodentia; Sciuridae
Gene: Dlg5
Product: discs large MAGUK scaffold protein 5
Biological process (GO): negative regulation of hippo signaling; regulation of apoptotic process
Cellular component (GO): plasma membrane
Molecular function (GO): protein binding
Source: RefSeq, a predicted model, not a curated record
GGGCGGGGCGGCGCGGCCCGCCACCAUGGAGCCCCAGCGCCGGGAGCUGCUCGCCCAGUGUCAGCAGAGCCUGGCCCAGGCCAUGACGGAGGUGGAAGCCGUGCUCGGACUGCUCGAGGCCGCGGGAGCGCUGAGCCCUGGCGAGCGGCGGCAGCUGGACGAGGAGGCGGGAGGCGCCAAGGCGGAGCUGCUGCUCAAGCUGCUCCUGGCCAAGGAGCGGGACCACUUCCAGGACCUGCGCGCGGCGCUGGAGAAGACGCAGCCUCACCUGCUGCCCAUUCUCUACCUGAACGGCGUCGUCGGGCCGCCGCAGCCCGCCGAGGGCGCCGGCUCCACCUACAGUGUCCUGUCCAUCAUGCCCUCGGACUCAGAGAGCAGCAGCUCCCUCAGCAGUGUGGGCACCACUGGGAAGGCGCCGUCCCCGCCGCCCCUCCUCACCGACCGGCAGGCGAAUGAGAAGGUGGAGAACCUGUCCAUUCAGCUGCGGCUGAUGACCCGCGAGAGGAAUGAGCUGCGCAAACGCCUGGCCUUUGCGACCCACGGGACGACCUUUGAUAAGAGGCCCUACCACAGACUGAAUCCUGACUACGAGAGGCUGAAGAUCCAGUGUGUGCGGGCCAUGUCGGACCUGCAGAGUCUCCAGAACCAGCACACCAAUGCCUUGAAGAGGUGCGAGGAGGUGGCCAAGGAGACCGACUUCUACCACACACUCCACAGCCGGCUCCUAAGUGACCAGACUCAGCUGAAGGAUGAUGUGGACAUGCUGAGGCGGGAGAACGGGCAGCUGCUGCGGGAGCGGAACCUACUGCAGCAGUCCUGGGAAGACAUGAAGCGGCUCCACGAGGAGGACCAGAAGGAGAUCGGAGACCUCCGGGCGCAGCAGCAGCAGGUGCUGAAGCACAACGGGUCAUCAGAGAUCCUCAACAAGCUGUACGACACGGCCAUGGACAAGCUGGAGGGGGUCAAGAAGGACUAUGACGCCCUGCGGAAGCGGUACAGUGAGAAGGUCGCCAUCCACAACUCAGACCUGAGCCGCCUGGAGCAGCUGGGCGAGGAGAACCAGCGCCUGCUGAAGCAGACGGAGAUGCUGACCCAGCAGAGGGACACGGCCAUCCAGCUGCAGCACCAGUGCGCCCUGUCCCUGAGGAGGUUCGAGGCCAUUCACCAUGAGCUGAACAAGGCCACGGCCCAGAACAAGGACCUGCAGUGGGAGAUGGAGCUGCUCCAGUCAGAGCUGACGGAGCUGAGAACCACGCAGGUCAAAACCGCGAAGGAGUCCGAGAAGUACAAGGAGGAGCGGGACGCGGUGUACAGCGAGUAUAAGCUCAUCAUGAGCGAGCGUGACCAGGUCAUCUCUGAGCUGGACAAGCUGCAGACCGAGGUGGAGCUGGCCGAGUCCAAGCUCAAGAGCAGCACAUCUGAGAAGAAGGCGGCCAGCGAGGAGAUGGAGGCGCUGCGGCAGAUCAAAGACACGGUGACAAUGGAUGCUGGGAGAGCCAACAAGGAGGUGGAGAUCCUUCGAAAGCAGUGCAAGGCUCUGUGCCAGGAGCUGAAGGAAGCCCUGCAGGAGGCCGAUGUGGCCAAGUGCCGCCGGGACUGGGCCUUCCAGGAGCGGGACAAGAUUGUGGCGGAGCGCGACAGCAUCCGGACACUGUGUGAUAACCUGCGGCGGGAACGGGACCGGGCAGUGAGUGAGCUGGCUGAGGCCCUGCGCAGCCUGGAUGACACUCGGAAACAGAAGAACGACGUCAGCCGGGAGCUUAAGGAGCUCAAGGAGCAGAUGGAAUCCCAGUUGGAAAAGGAGGCCCGAUUCCGGCAGCUGAUGGCCCACAGCUCCCAUGACUCGGCCAUCGAUACAGAUUCCAUGGAGUGGGAAACAGAAGUCGUCGAGUUUGAAAGGGAGACGGAGGAGGUUGACUUGAAGGCACUUGGGUUUGACAUGGCAGAAGGUGUGAAUGAGCCUUGUUUCCCAGGGGACUGUGGCAUAUUUGUCACGAAAGUGGACAAAGGAAGCAUUGCUGAUGGCCGCUUAAGGGUCAACGACUGGCUGCUGAGAAUCAACGAUGUGGACCUCAUCAACAAGGACAAGAAGCAGGCCAUCAAGGCCCUCCUCAAUGGAGAGGGGGCCAUCAACAUGGUCGUGCGGCGGAGGAAGUCCCUGGGUGGGAAGGUGGUCACACCCCUGCACAUAAACCUCAGUGGACAGAAAGACAGCGGCAUCAGUCUGGAGAGUGGAGUGUAUGCUGCUGCUGUGGUACCUGGAAGCCCUGCUGCCAAAGAAGGGUCCCUCGCCGUGGGAGACAGGAUUGUGGCGAUCAAUGGCAUCGCACUGGACAACAAGUCCCUGAAUGAAUGUGAAUCUCUGUUGCGCAGUUGCCAGGACUCCUUGACCCUCUCCCUCCUGAAGGUGUUCCCUCAGAGCUCCUCGUGGAGCGGCCAGAGCAUCUUUGAAAACAUCAAGGACUCUGAUAAGAUGCUGAGUCUUCGGACCCAUGGCCUGGAGGCCCAGGCUCAUCACAAGCGGAACUUGAUGCAGCACCACAGCUCCACGCAGACGGAACUCUUCUGUGCUGGGCUGGAAGACAGGAAGGAGCCGGGGCCUCCCGGAGGCAGCACCUCCUUUCUACACAAACCGUUCCCUGGGGGCCCCUUUUCAGUCUCCCCCCAGACCUGUCCCAGCACCUCCGAGCGCAGCCUGAGCUCCUUCCACUCCGAUGCCUCUGGGGAACGUGGCUACGGGCUGGUGGACAUGCGGAGCAGGCGGCCCCUGCUGCCCUUUGAGACCGAGGUGGGCCCCUGUGGGGUGGUGGAAGCCCCUCUGGACAAGGUGGAUGCUGAGGGCUCCAACAGCGGUGGGACCUGGCCCAAGGCCGUGCUCGGCUCCACCGCAGGGCCGGAGAAGCUCUCCGUUUACAAGAAGCCAAAGCAAAGAAAGUCUAUCUUUGACCCAAACACUUUUAAACGUCCCCAGACGCCCCCCAAAAUAGACUAUUUGCUCCCAGGCCCUGGGCCUAUUCACUCUCCCCAGCCCUCCAAGAGGAUGGGGCCUCUGACACCCCCAAAGCCUCCCAGGAGAAGCGACUCCAUCAAGUUCCAGCACAGACUGGAAACCAGUUCUGAGUCAGAGGCCACACUGGUGGGCAGCUCUCCAUCUACCAGCCCACCAAGUGCCCCGCCCCCCGACACUGACCUCGGAGAACCCAUGCAUGCAUCACCCCCUCGCAAGGCCAGGGUCCGCAUCGCCUCCAGCUACUACCCCGAAGGGGAUGGGGACUCCUCCUACCUGCCAGCCAAGAAGUCCUGUGACGAGGACCUCACUUCCCAGAAGGCAGAUGAGCUGGGGCAGAAGCGCCGCCGCCCAAAGUCUGCGCCUAGUUUUCGGCCCAAGCUUGCUCCGGUAGUGAUUCCUGCUCAAUUCCUGGAGGAGCAGAAGUGCAUCCCAGCUAGUGGAGAUCUCUCCCCCGAGGUGCAGGAGUGGUCCCCUUACUCACCAGGGCAUUCCAGCCGGCAUGGGAACCCCCCGCUCUACCCCAACAGGCCAUCCGUGGGAACUGUUCCCCGGAGCAUGACCCCCAGCACUGCUGUGAGCUCCAUCCUGCGGAACCCCAUCUACACUGUGCGCAGCCACAGGGUUGGCCCCUGCAGCUCUCCACCUGUGCCCCGAGAUGCUGGCCCCCAGGGCUUGCCUCCCAGUGUCCAGCACCAGGGCCGCCUGAGCCUGGACCUCAGCCACAGGGCCAGCAGUGACUAUGCUGAGAUGAGAGCCUCCCACGGGUCCAACUCGCUGCCCUCCAGCGCCCGCCUCGGGUCUUCCAGUAACUUGCAGUUCAAGGCAGAACGCAUUAAGAUCCCAUUAACGCCGAGGUACCCUCGGUCUGUCAUGGGCUCUGACAGAGGUUCGUUGUCACAUUCCGAAUGCAGCACCCCUCCACAGUCGCCCCUCAACAUUGACACCCUGUCCACUUGUAGCCAGUCCCAGACCUCCGCCUCCACAUUGCCCAGGAUUGCUGUCAACCCUGCGUCCCUCGGGGAGCGGAGGAAGGACAGAUGUCUCUUCCGCCACAGAUCUCUUCUGAGGCUGCCUGUGGCCGCCAGGCCCAGGUCCUCCUCGCUGAGGAGUCUGAGGCCUUAUGUGGAGGAACCACGCCAUGUGAAGGUACAGAAGGGCUCAGAGCCUUUGGGCAUCUCCAUUGUGAGUGGAGAGAAGGGCGGCAUCUACGUCUCCAAAGUGACCACCGGCAGCAUUGCCCACCAGGCUGGCCUUGAGUAUGGGGACCAGUUACUUGAGUUCAAUGGCAUUAACCUGCGGAGUGCCACAGAGCAGCAGGCCCGGCUCAUCAUAGGGCAGCAGUGUGACACCAUCACCAUCCUGGCCCAGUACAACCCACAUAUGCACCAGCUUGGCAGCCACUCCCGUUCCAGCUCCCACCUGGACCCUGCCGGUGCCCAUGCCACUCUCCAGGGCAGUGGUAGCACCACCCCAGAGCACCCCUCUGUCAUUGAUCCGCUCAUGGAGCAGGACGAGGGUCCUGGCACACCCCCAGCCAAGCAGAGCACCAGCUGCUCCAGGAUCAUGGGAGAUGCCAACAAGAAGACCCCGGAACCACGCAUUGUCUUCAUCAAGAAGUCUCAACUGGACCUUGGGGUGCAUUUGUGUGGUGGGAACCUGCACGGGGUGUUUGUGGCCGAAGUAGAGGAUGACAGUCCUGCCAGGGGUCCCGAUGGCCUGGUGCCAGGGGACCUGAUCCUCGAGUAUGGCAACCUGGAUGUGCGCAAUAAGACGGUGGAGGAAGUCUACGUGGAGAUGCUGAAGCCCAAAGACAGUGUCCGCCUGAAGGUGCAGUACCGCCCAGAGGAGUUCACCAGGAUCAAGGGCCUGCCUGGUGACAGCUUCUACAUCAGGGCCCUGUAUGACCGGCUGGCCGAGGUGGAGCAUGAGCUGAGCUUUAGGAAGGACGACAUUCUCUACGUGGACGACACCUUGCCCCAGGGCACAUUCGGGUCCUGGAUGGCGUGGCAGCUGGAUGAGAACGCUCAGAAGAUCCAGCGUGGGCAGAUUCCCAGCAAAUACGUGAUGGACCAAGAAUUCUCCAGGAGGCUCAGCAUGUCCGAGGUCAAAGACGACAGUAACGCCGCCAAGACGCUGUCAGCAGCCGCUCGCCGGUCCUUCUUUCGAAGGAAGCACAAGCACAAACGCAGUGGGUCCAAAGACGGGAAAGACCUCCUGGCCUUGGACACCUUCUCCAACGACUCUCUCCCGCUCUUUGAAGAUUCAGUGAGUCUGGCCUAUCAGCGGGUCCAGAAGGUGGACUGCACCUCUCUGAGGCCUGUCCUGAUUCUGGGGCCUCUGCUGGAUGUGGUGAAGGAAAUGCUAAUAAACGAGGCUCCUGGCAAGUUCUGCAGAUGCCCGUUGGAAGUGAUGAAGGCCUCCCAGCAGGCCAUCGAGCGGGGCGUUAAAGACUGCCUGUUUGUCGACUACAAGCGGAGGAGCGGCCAUUUUGAUGUGACCACGGUGGCUUCAAUAAAGGAGAUCACAGAAAAGAACCGACACUGCCUCCUGGACGUCGCCCCCCACGCCAUCGAGCGCCUGCACCACAUGCACAUCUACCCGAUUGUCAUCUUCAUCCACUACAAGAGCGCCAAGCACAUCAAGGAGCAGAGAGACCCCAUCUACCUGAGGGACAAGGUGACACAGAGGCAUUCCAAAGAGCAGUUUGAGACAGCUCAGAAGAUUGAACAGGAGUACAGCAGGUACUUCACAGGGGUCGUCCAGGGAGGAGCCCUGUCGAGCAUUUGCACUCAGAUCUUGGCAACCGUCAAUCAAGAACAAAGUAAAGUCCUGUGGAUCCCCGCCUGCCCGCUCUAGGGGAGGUGGGCACCAGGAGGCGACUGGACCGGCCCGCUGGUGGGGAGACCGGCUCGCUCUUCUCCAGCAACUGAAAACAGAGAUGGGCCUGUUUAUGAACAUGCAGGGGAAGGAUCCAGAACCAGGACUCCAGAAGCCCCUCCUUUGUCGACAGAGGGGGUCGGCGGCUCGGAUCUGGGCCCAGGCCGGCAGACUGCUCCUCUCACAUGUGCUUUAAGACAAAACAAAGCAGAAAACGCAAAAGACUUGAUAGAGGGGUACAACUCCCACCUUUCUAUAGCCAGCCAAUCAGUGAUGCUGCACAGAGAGCCUUUCAGAUCACAAGUUUACAAGCCUUUUCUAAGUAUCUGGUGGUUAUGUUUACGUGGACGCCCCAUGCUGCUGGUGCCCACCACACCCCUUCCGCCCCCUGUUGCUUUAGUUCCCCAAAUGACCCUGGAACCUCACGGGGUUGGGGGGUGGGGCGGGCUGCCCCGCCUCAGGAGGUUCUUGUCAGUGGGACCAGAGCUUCGGCAGACUCCCUGCUCCUCAGAGGCGGUACCUCUCCUGGAAGGACUUCGUCACUUCAGGUGCUCAGACUGCUGGAGACGGCAGAACCAGUGCCUGGGUGGGGUCAACUCGCCGCCGGCGCUGCGUUUUCCUCCCACGCCCGGGAGGGCAGCGUGGGCAUCCUCACAAACUCGCCUCUUGGCCUUUCCCUCCUGUUUCUCCACCCCCCCAAGCGCUCAUGGGUCUCCUGACUCUUCUCCAGCUGUAUUUGUUAUUUAAACAUUCUGUCUGGUCCAUCACGUCUCCGUCGGGUCUCAGCCGCAGGGCUGGCUCCCAGGCAGGGUGUCAAGCAAGGGUGGACGCGUGCCAUGGCUCCCCUCGAGGUUCUGAGAGCCCCGACGGGGCUUCGUGGAGCAGGGCAGGUGCAUCCGAAAACAUUCACGUUUCAGAUGUUUGAAUGAGAGCUUGUAGGGGGAGUCUCAUGGUUAGCGUAGCCACUAUUGAAUAUCUCAAAAAGAAAACCUGCGACCUUGUUCAUCUUGGUCCCAGGGCUCACAGCACGGGCCUGACUUUGGCCUUUGUCGGGUUACUUUGGGCUCAGUUGGGCUUCUCUCGUUUUCUUUCCUUUGCACUUCCCAUGCCGUGCGAGUCUGGCUGAAGAUUUGAUGUGGUUCCUCCUUAAACGGUGUGUCCUGUUAAUAGGUACUGUACCGGGCUCCGCAUAAGUGUCGUUGGGGGUAGGACCUAUAUUUUAAUACUGUUCCUAACAUUUCAUUUUAAUAGCAAGGUGUCUUUGAUUUGAUUUGAUUCUUUGUAAUUCUAGAAACUAGAUUGUAGUUUAGUCAUUACUGACAUCUUUUUUUUAAAAAAAGGGAUAUAUUUUCUUGCACAGCUAUUCAAAAGAGAAACAAGUCUCAGUCCUCAGUGCUGUCCUUUGUUUUCCAGGUACAAGUUUUCUAGCUCAGACAACUGAGAAAAAGUGUAGACCAUUCUCGAGGCAUUGCUUGCACGCUGUUUUUCUACGUUGCAGGCAGAUCGGGCUGUGAUGGGCGGUGUGCAGGCGGGUACGGAUCUGACAGCCUGGGAUGUUCUGUACUAAAAUGUUACUUUGUAUCAAAAAGUUUUAGUACAACAAAAUAAAGGUCAAUUUCAGUAAA